UGCUGCUGCUCGCGCCGCCGUCCUCCAUUUUGUGGCUGGGGCAAGCCGCGGACCAGAGCGCCGACGGAGCGGCUGGCUGGCGGAGGGGAGAGGCAGGAGGGAAAGGGGGAGGGCGGGACGCUCAGAAGGGCUGGGGAAGGAAGGAGGGGAGCAGGAGGCGGUCGAGCGUGGCUCGUCCGCGUUAAUUGACUGGGGAGGGGGAGCAGAGGUGUGUGUGUGUGUUGGGGGGGGGGGGUUGCACGGCGAAGAAGGAGCAGGUGAGGGGCUGGUGGCGUCGCCGCGCGUGAAGGGGAGGGCGGCCUCGCUUCUCAUCCGCAAAGGGGCGGCUGCGUCAGCCCCCACCCCGCGCCCAAUCCCCGCCGCCCCUGGACUCUCCUGCCUCCCCGUCUCCGCCGAGUUGUUUAUUCGCCUCGCUUCUCUUGGAGCCAUGGAAGUUGGCGGGUAGAGAAGUCCCCCGCGCCCCCACCCACUCGAGAAGACAAUGGAGUCCAAAGAAUCACUAAAGUCCACAGUGGAGGAAGCAGGGAAGAGUGUUCAUUUCUGUGACAAAGGAGGGCAUAUGAUGGACUUUCCUCCAUCCUUUAGGGGUGGAGCUCCUGUCAAAACUCCUGCAUCUACAGCUCCGUUUCCUGCCUCCUCUCAGUCUGACUCUAAGCAGCAACCUGCUCUGUGUGAUUUGUCAAAGGGAUUAGGAAGCAAUGCACCACAGCCAGAUCUCUCCAAAGCAGUGUCGCUGUCAAUGGGAAUAUAUAUGGGCGAAACAGAUACAAAAGUGAUGGGAAACGAACUUGGAUUUCCGCAGCAGGGCCAAAUCAGUCUCUCUUCUGGAGAAACAGAUUUCAGGCUCCUCGAAGAAAGCAUUGCGAGCUUGAAUAAGACUUCUAGCCUGGCUGAAGGCUCAAAGAGUUCGGCAUCUCUCGAUGUGCCCCUAGAACCGGGGUUCCCAAGCAUGGCUAGUCGUGAUCGCACUUUAGAGCAAGGAGCUUUAGUGCAAGGCCAAGUUGGCAGUAAUGGUGGCAGCUUGAAGUUGUUCUCUGAAGACCAAAGCACUUUUGAUAUUCUGCAGGAUUUUGAUUUGCCUCCUGUAUCUCCCGGAAAAGAAACAAAUGGGAGUCCUUGGAGAAUGGAUCCCUUACUGGAUGAAGGCAGCUUGCUUUCGCCUCUUGGUGCAGAUGAGGGUUUUCUUCUUGAAGAAAAGGAUAUUGAGGACUGUAAGCCUCCUGUUUUACAAGACAGUAAGCCUACAAUCAGUGAACGUGGGGAUAUUUUGCCCACCCACACGGUGCCACAAGUGAAGACAGAGAAAGAAGAUUUUAUUGAACUGUGUACCCCUGGGGUUAUAAAGCAAGAGAAAAUCAGUCCAGGUUAUUGCCAGGCCAGCUUCUCUGGUUCUAAUGUGCUCGGAAAUAAAACAUCUGCCAUUUCUGUUCAUGGUGUCAGCACUUCUGGAGGACAAAUGUACCAUUAUGACUUGAAUAUGGCAUCCGUCUCUCAACAGCAGGAUCAGAAACCAGUUUUUAAUGCCAUUCCAUCUCAUCCUGCUAGUACAGAAAAUUGGAAUAGGUGCCAAGGAUCUGGGGAUGCUCUUGCUUCGAUAGGAGCUUUGAAUUUUUCUGGAAGACCUGCCUUCUCUAAUGGCUAUUCAAGUCCUGGAAUAAGAUCUGAUGUGAGCACUUCACCAUCUACCUCCUCAACAGCUACGGGACCACCUCCCAAACUUUGCCUUGUUUGCUCUGAUGAGGCUUCUGGAUGCCAUUAUGGUGUCUUAACUUGCGGCAGUUGUAAAGUAUUCUUCAAAAGAGCUGUGGAAGGGCAGCACAAUUAUCUCUGUGCUGGCAGGAAUGAUUGCAUUAUUGACAAAAUUCGCAGGAAGAACUGCCCUGCUUGCCGCUACCGGAAAUGUCUUCAAGCCGGCAUGAACCUAGAAGCUCGAAAGACUAAGAAGAAAAUAAAAGGAAUUCAGCAGUCCAACAUUACUGCUGGGAGGGAUACUGCUGAAAGUUCUGUAAACAAGGCUGUAGUUCCUGUCACCCUGCCACAACUUACUCCUACUCUGGUUUCCCUACUGGAAGUCAUUGAGCCAGAAGUGAUGUUUUCCGGCUAUGACAGCACAAUACCAGACACAACAUGGCGUAUAAUGUCAACUCUCAAUAUGCUAGGAGGAAGGCAAGUGGUAGCUGCAGUUAAAUGGGCAAAGGCGAUACCAGGUUUCAGAAACUUGCACCUGGAUGACCAAAUGACCCUUCUGCAGUAUUCAUGGAUGUUUCUGAUGGCUUUUGCUCUGGGAUGGAGAUCGUACAAGCAGUCUAAUGGAAGCCUGCUUUGUUUUGCACCAGACUUGAUCAUUAAUGAGCAGAGAAUGAAUUUACCCUGCAUGUAUGAACAAUGCAAACGCUUACUGAUGGUUACUAAUGAGUUAGCACGGCUUCAAGUUUCAUAUGAAGAAUAUCUCUGUAUGAAAACUUUGCUACUUCUCUCUACAGUUCCCAAGGAGGGCCUGAAGAGCCAAGCCCUGUUUGAAGAAAUUCGUAUGACCUACAUUAAAGAGCUGGGAAAAGCCAUUGUGAAGAGAGAAGGGAACUCAAGUCAGAACUGGCAGCGAUUUUAUCAACUGACUAAACUUUUGGACUCCAUGCAUGAUGUGGUUGAGAAUCUUCUAAGCUUUUGCUUCCAAACGUUUUUGGAUAAAUCCAUGAGUGUUGAGUUUCCAGAAAUGUUGGCAGAAAUCAUCAGCAAUCAGUUACCAAAAUAUUCAAAUGGAAAUAUCAAAAAACUGUUAUUUCAUCAGAAAUGACUGCCUUAAUACAGAAAGAUUGCCUUAAGAAAAAAGUCAUUAUAGCUUCUUUUUUUAUAAACUAAAAGACUUGUUAAUUUUGUCCUUGCAACUAUAUUGGGUGUUCUUGUUUUGUUUUUGUAAUUAUGCACUACAUGUGGUUUACAGAGGGCCAAGACCUAGGUUUCAGAAGCAGCCCCUUUAACUAAAUGAUUACAGGAAGAAGAAAAGGAAGGAAAUAUGGAUUAAGAUUCUUUCAUCCAUGUGCUACACCACCGUAUCGGCAGUAUAGGAUGCACCAAAACCAGCGGUGUCAAGCUCAGAGUCUACAUUUGUCAACAUUCUGCUAGGAAUUUUUGCAAGUUGGCUGGAUAAAAUUUUCUAGAUUUUUGUUUUGGUAUAGAUUUUUUUGUAUAGUUAAGGUAGCAUUUUUUGAUUUGUGCAUGUUAACAUGAAGAAAGUUUACAACUGUAUAUCAGAAAAGGGAAGUUGUGCCUUUUAUAGCUAUUAUUGUCUGGUUUUAGCAAUUUCCUUUAACUUUAUAUACAGUGAAAGCUUGCUCAUUUUUUCUUACAUAAUUUUGUAAAACUUCAAGAUGCCUAUUGUAUAGCUGUUUUUUAAGGUGGGGCAGCUCAUAGCUUAAGGACCUCUAGAUAUUGCUCUUUGAAUAUACUCAUGUGAAUAUAGGUUGACUUUUCUAACCUGAUCAAGACUAUCAUAGUGACCCUUCUAUGUAAAUCAUUUUGACCGAUAAAUUCAGCCUUCUUUAAGGGGGGUGGGAGUAGGAAUUGAAAUUUAUUCCAAAUCAAAUCUGAAAUACAUACUUUUGUUAUUUGUCAAACAUGUUCUGUGAGCUACUAAAAAAUUAGCUCUGUCUUAAACAGAUCUGUAAACUUUUUUAAACAACCUAGAUAUUUCCAUUUAAUGCGAUAGCCAUAAUUGUAAGGAUCUUGGGCUAGAUUGACAGUAAAAAGAUCAGUCUUGACUGCCCAUCAGGAAACUUUCAGGAAAAUAUGCAUAAUUUUUAAAAGGUUUAUUUCUAUGUGGAGAAAUGAACUUUUUCCAUACUCAAUUUAUUGCCAUACGUGUGUGUACUUCUGUGUGUAUUGAUGCAUAUAUAUAUAUGUAUAUGUAUACAGUGGCCACAAUCCAGAGCAGCUAUAGUUAGCAGAACAAAACUGAUAUGCACAACCAAUGGUGUGUCUAAUGUUCUCCUUGGACACAAUUUAAAAGCCACAAAACCUGUGCUUUUAAAAAGAAAUUAGGAGAUCAAUAUUGUUGACCAAUCAUUUUUCACAAGGUGCAAAGUUGUACAUUUACCUCUAUGGGGUGCUUAGAACUGCUAAAUUUGACCGGAGUUAGAGCAGAGUUCUGCUUUUGAGACUUCUCCCUUCUGCCUCAGGAUGUGAUCAGCACUGACAGAUCUGAUUAUCUGUUGAAAAGAAAGUGAGGGAUGUCAGCACUGACUUAGAGCUGUUAGUGGAAUUCACCUGUUGCACGACCUGUGCACAGUGCAGGAGUUACCCUGAGUACUGAACAUCGGGGACUUGCCUCUAUGGAAGCUUUUUGCACUCCCAGUAGAGCAGAUCCACAAGUAGAAAGAAUGUUCUUUCUGCUCAUGGAUCACUCACUGGAUUGGGGCAGACGUGUAUACUCUUGAUGCCAUUUUAAGUUGAUGGCUACAUUUCCAUUGACUUUAACAGUCAGGAACUAUAUAUAUAUAUGUAUGUAUAUGUACAUGUGCAUGUACAUGCAUACAUACUUUUUAUAUAAAUACAUAUAUAUAAAAACAUAUAAAUAUCAUUGACUUACAAAAUAGUUGUAAUUAUGCCCAAUAUUUUAUGUUUAUUGUAAUAAUUCUUUAAAAGGUUUUGUUUCAAAUAAGAUAUGCAGAAGAUAAAAUAGACCAAACUACAAUUUAAAAAAUCCUCUUACUUGUGGAAGAUAAAAAAAUCCCAAACCUGUGUAUGGUUACACACCCGUUUUUCACCUUGUUGUCAUCAACUGUUUCAUCUUGUUUCCUGGAGAACAGGAAAAUUCCGCUACUGAUUCUGUGGUUUAAGUAGAAGUUAGUGUCUGUGCAGCUCUAUCCCUUCUGUAUCAAAUUACUAGUGUGCCAUAAAGCAACCACAUAUGUCUUGUGAAAUUUUCCUUGUCAUCACUGAUUUAUAUUUUAAACAAUUUGUAAGCUGUAGUAGCCCAUUCUUUGAGCACCUUAGGAAUUUUCUGAAAAAUGUAAAAUAUUUUGCCACUCUAAUGAAAGGGGGGUGAGCUUUUUACUCUUAAGUGGCCUGAAUAUUUCUGUAAGAGAAAAUAGUGGCACUUAAUAACCUAACAAGGGGGUUAAAAAUCAAAUACUAGAACAUUAAGCUAUUAAUAUAUUUUAGGUAUAGUUUCAAAUAUGUAUCAUUGGUUGCUAUUUGAAGAAAACAAUGGAAGGGCUACUACAGCUUUAAAAGCAGUUUAUCAAAUGAUUGUAAAAUAGUUUGUAUAGUGUAUGAUAAGAAUGGUUUUUAGAUGACAGAUUGCUUUAUCAUGACACAUGAUAUAUUUUUUCUAGGGGGUCACAAAAGUGUUGAAUUAUGGUUAUGUCUGGAAGUAUUAAUCCUGGCAGCAUUGUUCUGAAAUAGCUGAAGAGGUACUCUGAUUUUAUGUGUUUUUCCUUGUUCUUUUUCUUUCUUUCCUUUCAUUUAAAGGAAUCUCCCAGCAUUUAAAGGGGGGUUCCUGGGGCUGAAACCAAAAUUCAUUAGACCUCUUAUCUGUAAAAAAAAAAACAGGCUGAAAGUUGGACAAUGUAAGCGAGCCUGUGUGCUUGGUUACCCCUCACAUUCCAGGACUAAACUUAUACAA
Molecule: messenger RNA, 5623 nt
Organism: Sphaerodactylus townsendi
Lineage: Eukaryota; Metazoa; Chordata; Lepidosauria; Squamata; Sphaerodactylidae
Gene: NR3C1
Product: nuclear receptor subfamily 3 group C member 1
Exons: 9
Coding region: 482-2794 (770 amino acids)
Biological process (GO): nuclear receptor-mediated glucocorticoid signaling pathway; regulation of DNA-templated transcription
Cellular component (GO): nucleus
Molecular function (GO): sequence-specific DNA binding; DNA-binding transcription factor activity; steroid binding
Source: RefSeq, a predicted model, not a curated record